Molecule: messenger RNA, 1533 nt
Organism: Aspergillus calidoustus
Lineage: Eukaryota; Fungi; Ascomycota; Eurotiomycetes; Eurotiales; Aspergillaceae
Source: the annotation of a GenBank genome assembly
AUGACUUCCAAUAGCACCAGCGACUCUGUUGCCGGUAGCCCAGGACCCAGCGUCCGUGUUGAGGAAACAGAGUACGAGACCAUGCGCAACUCCAAGGAGCGUUUCUCAUCGCUCUCCAGCUCUGAAAUGAAAGAAAUGGAGCGUCUGCGCCGCGAACUCGAAGACUCUCGCCAGCGCAUCGACCGCGAUACUGAGGUGAUCAACAACCUUCAUGAAAAGGUCACCGAGUUGGAAGAGCUCGUGAAGAAGCAGAAGAUUACCAUCAGUACCCAGAGUAGAACGAUCUCUGAUCGUAGGGUUCUCCGGAAGAACCAGCAACAACAUCAACAGCAGCAGCACCAGUCGCCCAUGGGGGUGUUUCCAAUGACACCUACUCAUCAUUCUCAUGUGAAGCAGUAUCAGUUUCCUAAUUCUGGUGCUUCAGCCGUCUCGUGUGCGGGUAAUGUUGGCGGCGCUCCUGGUGGUGGUGUAUACUUGGCACAUCAGUCUCCCUCGCCGUUCGACAUACAGACUCCCCAGUCUGUGCACUCGGUCAGGCCAGCCUCUCAAGGCAGCACUGUCUUCGAUCAGCCUCCCCCAAAGUUUGAGAUUUCAUCAGGGCUGUCGGCGCCUGCUCCCACCUCUUUCGUUCCGCCGGCACUGGCUCAAAGUGUGCUCAACCCUAUGGCUAUUGCCCUCUCUAACAGCUCUGAUCCGGGAACUUCAUUCUGCCCACAUCCGGUAGAUACCUAUCGUAAGGAGCUAGCGGAUUUUUCAACUAGGUUCUCAGGGUUGAUGCGGUCGGUGGAGAUCUUCGGCCAGGCGCAUGCGAGCCUGCCCAACAUCUUCAUGGAUAGCCACUUGGAUGACCGCGUGAAGGAUUACCUUAUGGCCAUUUCGAGUCGCUCACAGGCCUCUGCUCUCAUUGGAAAUGCGGCGACUCGAGGGUUCUUCGUUGCAAAGGCGAUCAGUUAUUAUUUGGUUCAUAACGUCCUGACCACCUCGGCGAUAAAGGGCUUCGAUAUCUCUGUUGAUCUUGAGAUUGAUCAAAUUGAGGAGCAGAUGACAGCCCACUCCUCCGCCAGCAUGCGCCAUCUCAUGCUCACAGCGAUAACCACCCACCUCACAACCCUCUCAAAGAGACCCAACUUCGCCGAACUCUCCCAGCUCAAAAUCAAGAACCACAUGCACAGGCUAUGGAAGUUCAUAGGUCCACUCAGCCACGACCCCUCAAACCAAACUGGUCAGGUAUACGCAGAUCUCACCCAUAUCAUAACAGACGCACAAUCCCUAGCUAUCGACAUGUACUCCGUCCCUCUCGAGUACCGAUUCGACUAUCCCGAGCCGGGUGAGCCAUUCGAUUCUCUGACUAUGAUCAAUCGCGACCCGUAUCUCCACGGGGACCCGCUUACCCUGAAAAACGGUGAUACUCACGUCCGGUUGGGGAUUUCGCCUACCGUGCGGAUCCGAAAUAAUGCUCAGUCGCCCGGUGUGGUGAAUCUGAUGUAUUUGGGACAUGUCUUGCUGAAGAUGCCCAAGAAGCAGAAUUCUUGA